Adineta ricciae is the source of this 234-nucleotide messenger RNA. NCBI's taxonomy places the organism in Eukaryota, Metazoa, Rotifera, Eurotatoria, Adinetida, Adinetidae. The record is from the annotation of a GenBank genome assembly.
AUGGUCGCAGUAGUGUUUUCCGAACCGAAUCCAGGUAAUUUCCGAUUAUCACCGGAUUCAGCUGGUUUCCGGUGGUCACCGGAUCCAGCUGAUUCCCGAUUAUCACCGGAUUCAGCAGGUUUCCGAUGGUCACCGGAUCCAGCUGAUUGUCGAUUGUCACCGGAUUCAGCUGGUUUCCGAUGGUCACCGGAUCCAGCUGAUUGUCGAUUGUCGCCGGAUUCAAGUGGUUUUUGA